AUGACGGACGUUCUCUACAAGGCUACCAAGUACAUGAAUGCAGAGGAUGCAUUGCUGGCCCGCGAGGAAAAGCUUAAGAAGAGGGAGAGGCAGGAGGACACGCGACAGGAUAGGGGGCGAAAGGUCGCUAGAACCGGGGAUCAACAUGAUGAAAAGCGCUCCAGACCCCCCACUGGAAGAUUCACCAAUUUCACCCCAUUAACCGCCCCGAUCGACCAAGUAUUGAUGCAAAUCAAAGAUGAAGGAGCAUUGACUUUCCUUGGAAAGUUGAAGGGAGACCCCAACAAAAGACCGAGAGGCAAGCAGGGGAAGCUACAGAGGUUUGUUAGCAAGGAAAGAACUGAUACAUCGGAGGAACAGGCCCUACGACGGGAGAACGAGCGCCCUAGACCACCCAUAGGGGACAUAAGAAUGAUCGUAGGGGGCACAGCUACAGCCAGAUCUUCCAAGAAAGCCCGCAAAACCUACCUCAGGAUGGUCCACAGCGUCCAACUCACAGGAUUCGUACCAAAGAUGCCACGAAUAGAUAACCCCGUCAUAAAAUUUUCGAAGGAUGACGCUUGGAGACUUCACCAUCCUCAUGACGACGCACUAAUGGUCAGCCUGCAGAUAGGGGAUUAUAACAUGCACCAGGUCCUCGUCGACAACGGCAGCUCAGUAAACAUCUUGUACUAUCCAGCAUUCCAGCAAAUGAGGAUUGACAGGGAACGGUUGUCCCUAACGAACGCCCCACUCGUGGGAUUUGAGGGUACGAAGGUGUUCCCUUUGGGUGCAAUAACACUAGCUGUGACGGCGGGUGACUAUCCUUAG
This is a messenger RNA of Quercus robur (English oak), 810 nucleotides long. RefSeq lists its product as uncharacterized. NCBI's taxonomy places the organism in Eukaryota, Viridiplantae, Streptophyta, Magnoliopsida, Fagales, Fagaceae. The transcript has 2 exons. The coding region runs from base 1 to 810 and encodes 269 amino acids. The record is from RefSeq and is a predicted model, not a curated record.